AAUAGUAAAAUGUGUGGCGAUUAAAAAUGGCGUCCCUUCUUUGAGUUGAGUUGUCCCUUUCGCACUUAAAUACGGCGGUUUAAUAUCAAUUUUAUGUUAUCAAACAAGCAUUUUUGCUGUUAUUAAUGCAGCAGUUAAUGUAGUGGCUAUAUUUAGUUUAAUUUCUUCGCAUUAAAACAUUAAUCCGCAGGAAAAAUGCUGUCAAAUGGGUGCGGCGUACCUCUGUUUACUGUAGUUACUUUUAUUUUCAAAUAUUUAAAUAAUAUCACGUCCCAGCGUAUUUUAUGCGCGUUUUAGUGCAAUUACAUAGUGUAACAAAUAAAAAUGGACAAGAAAAACAAAAAGAAAACUGUGAUAAAACGGAAAAGUGACGAUCCUGGGGAAAGCGAGAAGAAAAAAAUUAUGGUGAGCCGAGCGAAGACUCAGGAGGAUAAAGACAAAGUGGAGGUUGUAAAUCAAGUUGUGGAGGUCCCUGUGGAGCAAGGGCAGCAGAUAGUGCAUACCGGGCAGCUGGUGGAAGGGAACUUCGAGCAGCCCGUCUUCGUGAAUAUGAAAGGAGAGCCUGUCCAACUGGGACCAAAUACAGUGAUUCUUUACGAACAAAGCGGUAAUCCCUCGAACUUUGCGUUUGGUGGAAUGUGGACUAUGGACUCUUCGGGCCGCAUUGUGAUGGCGGAAACCAUUUAUGAUGUUAAGGGGGAGCCGGAGGAGGAGGGAACCACUUUUGUACAGGGCACACCUGAAGUUAGCAAUCAACAAGUAGAGGAACAGCCUAACACUUACCAGCAGUAUGAGAUGAGCAACAACCAGCAGACUGUUGAGACUCCGCAAGAGUAUGAGGUGGCCAUCAUUGAGAAUCCACCUACGGAGAAUGCUGAAAGCUCUGAGCCGUCGGUGAUCACAACGGAGGAACAGCUGGUGGCCACGGGCACCGGCGCCGUCCGCUGGCUCAACCAGAAGUACGAUUUCGUUGUGAGGAAACUCCAGCUUAACUAUGAUGCCGGAGUGAAACUUCUCCACUCGCCGUCGGGCUGCAUCCAGUGCGUGUACCUCACAACUCCAAGCAUGCAGAUGGCCUUCAAUGCUGUUCCUCAGUUCCUGUGCAUUGAAACAGGCAUCGAGUUCAACAGCACCAUCCCAACAGUGGGCGGGACGGGCAGCCCCAGCGUGAAGCACAACGUCACCCUGUUCCUAGCUGAAGACGGGAACGGGAAGUCGGUCAUCGUCAGCGCGGGCAUAUCGGCGUUGAUCGGUGAUGAUCUAACUUGGCUGCUCGACACUUUCAAGUCGUGCAACCCGGCCUGGCGGCAGGUGCGGUGCGUCGUGGCGGACCCCACCAAAUGUCAGCAGUCUGUCCGCGCGGCGUUCCCGUCGUCCCACGUGACGUGCUCCGUGUGGCAGGCCGCGCGCGCCGCCGCCCGCCUGUGCGGGGAGUGGGCGAGGAGGGAGGACGCCGCGCUCGCGGCCGACGACGUCGCCGCCCGGACCAAGACCUACGCGUUGGCGUUGCUGAGGGGGGAACACACGCCGGCACAGCUGCAGGUCCUGAAACGAGGCAUUAUCGGCACCGGAGCCGGCACUCUGCGCUUGUGGGAGUCGCUCACCCGGCCGGGCGGCGCCGUCGCCAAGCUGGACUCCUGGCUCGAACCAGACAACUAUACUAAUAUUCUGCACAAGGGUCUAGAGCGACUGGUGACGAAGUUCCAAACCCUGGUCCGCAGUCAGAUGCAGCCUGAUGAGUUCGUCUCUUUGUUCUUCAACGUGGCCAACCAGUUAGAAGACGAGCGACGAAGCUUCGCAGUCAGCAGACUCCGGGACACGGAGACGCUGAAACAGUCACCCACGGAUACCAUAACGCAGUACGCGUACAACUUGAUGUCGCACCAGACCAAGAUCGCGCAGAAGUGCCUCGACGACCGGGCUGGGAGAAGACACAGCAGUGUGGCUAUCUGCAAGUACGGCACGUCCACCCAGGAGUGCUCCUGCCUCUUCAGCAAGGUGUUCCGGCUGCCCUGCCGCCACAUCCUCAUGCUGACCACCGAGCUGAAGGUGAAGACACAUAUCCCGUUCGAGCCGCGCUGGACGGUGCAGCACUGCCUGUUCGGCUGCGAGAGCGCCGCACCGCAACCCGCCGCGGGCGGCAACUACAUGGAGCAGGUUGUGGUGGAGGCCGACGCCGCGCACCGGCAGCCAGUUCAGCAGCAGCAGAUACACCAGGUGGGCGGCGUGCGGCAGCAGUACGUGCUGGCGGCGCCGGGCGGCCAGCAGGCCAACCCGCAGGUGCAGCAGGUGAUCUUCUGCGGCGGCGGCGUGGCCGUCAGCGCGGCGUCGCCCGCCAUCACGUCGGCGCUGCCGCUCGCGCAGGCCGUGCUCGCGCCGCACCAGCUGCACCAGUAACACACACCACUACACUACACUAUACUACCUUCAUCUUAACAAGAGCUAAACGAGAUACCAACAUAAAAAAAACCGGACAAGUGCGAGUCGGACUCGCGCACGAAGGGUUCCGUACCACCUAUGCAAAAAACAGCAAAAAAAUUACGUUUGUUGUAUGGGAAUCAAAAAAACUGGACAAGUGCGAGUCGGACUCGCCCGCCGAGGGUUCAGUACUUUUGACUAGGUAUUUGUUGUUAUAGCGGCAACAGAAAUACAUCAUCUGUGAAAUUUUCCAUUAUUUCUGUUGCCGCUGUAACAACAAAUACUAAAAAGUACGGAACCCUCGGUGGGCGAGUCCGACUCGCACUUGUCCGGUUUUUUUUACCCUCUUAAGGCCCUAUGUGCAUUACAAUGUUUACUUCAGUUUCAAUCUGAACCUAUUUAGAACAUUUUUAUAAACCAAAUAAUGUAACAUUUCUUUCCCAAAUAAACGAAAUUCAUCCCAAUUUACUGUAUGACAAGGUUCAAAUUACGUUAUUAAAAUAAAACACCCGGACACACCUCUUUCGACAAAAAAUUAUUUUGAUAUUCGCCCGUUGGUAGUUACUUUACAAAAUACAUUGAUUCUAUCUAUAGUAACCAUAAUUAUUAUUCUAAAACAGGACUUAUUUUCUCGGCAAAUAACACAAAGAAAUGGCCGGUAGUACAUGUAUCUUGCCAACAAACCUACACAUUUACAAAUAAUACCCCAAAAGAAGUCAGGAUAUGGUACCAAAUAUACCAUAGCUUACGGCGCAAUGCAAUAAAAACACAUUCAGUGACGGACUUCAGUAUGACCUAUAAAUUUACUACGUAGAGUUACUACUAUGACAGGUGGUUAAAAUUUCACCCUGUAUUAAAUGUCUCCAAAAAAGUUCCGAUACUAAAUUUUUUUAUACUGAAAAUUCUUGCAACUCGCGGUCGCUAUUCACGCUCUAAUACUUUAGACAUAAAGACUUGUGUAUGCGCUCGUGACGAGUAAGGUAGGCUACUAGAUAUAAGAUUUGUAAAUAAUUUAGUAUACAAAUGUACACCAAGACAUUUUUGUUCAUUUUUUGGCCUCCUAAGGCCCAAGGUCCUACCUAUAGUACCUCAUCAAUCCGAUGAAAUUUAAAUCAUAUUCAAUUGGAACAGAGUCGCUUUUGCUUUGUUUCAUUCAAUUUUCCAACAACGCAAAAUCAACUCUAUUUCUUACACUAUAGGUUCAAAUUUCAAUGGCUUAUUUUGUAUUUUUAAUUUGUAUGGCUGGGUCUUAGGAGGAUAAAUCAAAAUAGUCGUAAAAUUUAUUUUCUAAAAUCUUGCAACUGUUUUUUACCAUAAUGGUAAGCCUAUGUAGCAUAAUACUGAAUAUUAAAAUUAUCAUCUGACCGCCACGACUAUUAAAAUAUACCACGCAAUAGUAAACAUUACUAGAAUAUUAAGGUUCAUUUUUAACCUUUGUUGGCUAUCUGUCGGCCCGUUUCGAACUUUAAGAUACGUCAAUUAAUAGAUCUAGAAAUGAUAUGGAUUAGAUAUGUCAGUGUCAAAUGUGACGUUUCGUCAAACAAAAACGUCACUUUUGAUACUGACACAUCUAAUCCAUAUCGAUUCUAGAUCUAUUAAUUGACGUAUUUUAAAGUUCGAAUCGGGCAGUGUGGCGUUUAAUGGGUUAACAAUGGGGUUGAAACUGCGAGGGCACCGCUCAGUGUACCAAACACAAUCAACGGACUGAUUAACAUAGCUUUGCAGAAAAUAAUAAACUUUGCGCUCAAUAAAAAAUAUAGCAAACGUAGGGCAAUUCGCCAGUAUCUGGCCACCCCAAACCAAAAAUGAAUUCUAUUCACCUAUAAAUAGAAUUCAUUUUAGUAUAAGGUCGCCAGUUAUUGAAAGCUGGCCAGUCAUUGAAACCUUAUACUAAAAUUAAUUCUGUUUAUAGGUGAAUAGAAUUCAUUUUUAGUUUAGGGCGGCCAGUUACUAAAAGUGGCCAGUUACUGGCGAAUUAUGCUUUAUAUGGUUUGGUACAACCGGUCUUUUAACCCCAUUUUGACUUAUUGUUAUGUAAAAUACUUUAAAAAAUCAUGAUUUUGUUUUAAGAAGGUAUGGGCAACCCUUUAAAUUUUCUCAGUUCAGCAACACGUCUUAACCUUUUUACCACUGUAGCUGUAUUACUAUGUCCGUUUGCUUUUCCAGGCCGCACUACUCUACAAGGUUUUCUCAAAAAGUCCAAACAUAUACCAAAUAUAGCAAUUAAUCCAGCUUUGAUGAUCCAAUCGAGCACAAGUCACAUUUCCUAAAAUUGCAAUCUAAUUUGAACCAUAAAUCGGAAUGCUAAAGUUGAAAUUCUAUUGAAAUUUUGUCAUUUGGAAGGUCACUAAAAACUAAACAUAGAUGACGCCCUCGACAGUGGUAAAUUCUUUUAUAUGGUGUCAGCUGGUCAAAGGCAAACGUAAGUACAUUUUUUUAUAUGAAAUUUGACAGCUGCAGCUCUCGAUGGUACAUUUUUUGUAUGGAAUUUCUCCAUACAAAUACCAUUCUCUUAUAUAAAAUUUGCUACUUGACAUGGCGGUAAAAAGGUUAAGAGUUGUUAUUACGAAUUAACUAAUGGUAAUCGGUGGUGUAAUACAUCUAACAUGUAAUACAUGUAACUUAUUAUACAUUACAUAAUAUUAGGUUAUUUGAUGUACUUUAUAAAUACUGUAUGAAUAAAUGAUUUGGAGAAGUAUU
Messenger RNA from Cydia splendana, 5118 nucleotides. RefSeq lists its product as uncharacterized. Gene Ontology annotation, molecular function: zinc ion binding. NCBI's taxonomy places the organism in Eukaryota, Metazoa, Arthropoda, Insecta, Lepidoptera, Tortricidae. The record is from RefSeq and is a predicted model, not a curated record. Bases 325 to 2397 code for a protein of 690 amino acids. The transcript has 15 exons.